CUCCUCCAAAUUAUUAAUGUGGAAAAACGAGAGCCAAACAUGAUGAAUUAAAUUUUAAAAAAUAGAACUCCUCCAGACCUCCACCGCCUUCACAGUUUCCCACUUCCCACCAAUUAACUAUAAAUUUCCUCCGGCCAAAACUCCCAAUUAAUUCAUUAUGCGCAUCACCGGCGAUCACAAUGGCCGUCGACGAGUCAUCGGGAAGCGCGCUCCACAUGACGCUCGUGAACCGGUGCCUGAGCCUGGAAGCGAGCCACGAGAGGCUGAAACAGGAGCUGUACCAUCUUCUGGAGGAGGACAAGUCGAGACGGAGGGACGGCGACGACUCCAGAUCGGGCGGUACCGUGGCGACGAAUGACAACAGGUCGGCGGAGUUGACGUCACUAACCGGGAUGGUGACGACAUUUUCCGGCCGGUCUUUCUUUCCUGGGUACUUCGUGGAGGGGACUCCUUACCGCGGGGUGCUCGAGAACAUGGGGCACGCUCUUCACUUAUGCAGCGCUUCUUCUGGACAUAUCUUCUACUGGAAUCGUGCUGCUGAAAUGCUAUUCGGGUGGCAAGAACAUGAGGUCAUGGGGCGGAGCAUGGCCGAGCUCCUUGUGGCUGAAGGGAGCCAUGCGUCCCUUGGUAAGAUCUUGGAACUUCUGAGCUUGGGGCGGUCGUGGUCAGGGCAGUUCCCUCUUAGGAAAAAGUCCGGAGAGAUAUUUAUGGCGUUGGUCACCAAGAGCCCAAUGUACGAGGAGAAUCAGCUCGCUGGAAUCAUCACGGUUUCAAGUGAUGCGGCGGUGUUCAACAAGACUAAUUUAGAGAACCUGAGCAAUGUUACUAUUAAGGAGACCAACUUCCGGAGGAUUCAGUGGCACCAACGGCCGGCCAUUGCAUCGUCAGUUUCUAAUCUGGCUACAAAGUUUUUGCCUAGAAAGAACGAUGAUGAUGGUAAUUAUGAUGACCAUUGGGGUUCCAGGGCUGAUGCACAAGCUGCAGCCACGAUCCAAGAUCACUCUGGUUCACUAAACACAGGAGCUAGAAGUAAUACAUGUCGUCAAAAUGAGAAGAAUGACACCAACCGUAGUCGUCAUCCAAAAAUUUUGCUGAAGGCAGCUAAAAAGUUGGCAAAUCUGCGCAUUGGAGGGUUCAAUGGCAGUAGUAAAAAUGUCGGGGAAAACAGUCAACGAUAUGACCAUGAUGAUAGGUCUGUCAAAAAUGAGGGCUUCAAAAACACUAAUCAUCAUCGAGGAUCAAGAGUGUCGGUAUCUGAUCAAUGCUCUAUCGGUGGCAACGCUGAAGCAAAGAGUCCUCCUAGACAAGAAGGAAAUUCUUUGGUCCCUCUUAGGAACUUUUAUAAUAUGUAUGCACGGACCAGUCGAAAUCCUUCUGAAGAGAUGUGUGUUUCAACCUCUAUGGAGGAAGGAAACCAAUCCAGGAAUCUGAAUUCAGUGAUGGAUGCAAAGGAGCAGACAGAGUUAGACCUGGAAGUCUUGGAAAGGGAAGAAGAUGAAACAGGCAGAGGAUCAGACGGGAAGCAGUAUUCAUGUGUUGCGGAGAGCAAUGACAUCCGCAGAAGUUCAUCUAGAAAGGUGGAUAAUGGUUCGAGUUCAAAGGUUGACUGUGAGAUUAAGUGGGAGGAUCUCCAAUUAGCAGAGGAGGUUGGGCAAGGUGCAUUUGCCGUUGUCUAUCGAGCAAUCUGGAAUGAAUCGGAUGUCGCUGUCAAGGUUUAUUUUGCCAGCGAUUACAGAGAAGAAACAUUACAUGAGUACACGAAAGAGAUUGAGAUGUUGAAGAGGCUUCGACACCCAAACGUGUUGCUUUUCAUGGGAGCUGUGUAUUUACCGCAACGACUGGCCUUAGUCACAGAGUUCUUGCCAAGGGGAAGCCUUUUCAAGACACUUCACAGAAACAAUCAGACCCUGGAUAUCAAAAGGCGGCUCAAGAUGGCCCUGGACGUUGCUAAAGGGAUGAACUACUUGCAUCAUAGAAACCCACCUAUUGUGCAUGGAGAUCUAAAAUCUUCCAACCUGCUUGUUGACAAAAAUUGGAAUGUAAAGGUUGGGGACUUUGGUCUAUCUAGGUGGAAGCAUGCAACCUUCUUGUCUGCAAAAUCAGGAAUAGGAACGCCUCAGUGGAUGGCACCUGAGGUCCUCCGCAACGAUCCUUCGAACGAGAAGUCUGACGUCUACAGUUUCGGGGUGAUCUUGUGGGAGCUAAUGACAGUCUCCAUCCCAUGGGACAGACUCAACUCCUUGCAGGUGGUUGGAGUGGUUGGGUUCAUGGACAGAAGACUGGAACUGCCUGAAGGUCUUGAUCCCAGGAUAGCAACCAUUAUCCAAGACUGUUGGAAGAGUGAUCCGCAGCAACGGCCGUCGUUCCAAGACCUCAUUCGGCAACUAACGAGCAUAAGUCAUCGGGCUGUGACGGCUCAAUCUCAGAGAGCAGCUAACGAGACGUAGGAACAAAAUGUUCCAUUUCCGCGUCAUGUCGAUUCAUGUACGAGGAACCGGACGUCUGUUCCGUGAAGGGGUCACAUCUCACGACUCACAUCAGGGGCGGUGAGGAAGACAUGAAAUAAUAGUUAUGGAUGAGUCUACGUUGGGUUAGUCGGCUCCGGCGGUUUAUUAGAGAAUUCAUGUCUCCGCUCCAAGCUCCUCCACGGCGGUGAGAGAGAAAAUAGUUGUGUCCUUUUCCCCCCAUUGCAAGUUGUAACAAGUGGAAAGACGGCUAGUACCGGUGGUUUUCAAAAAUGGCUGAUCGCGA
This is a messenger RNA of Linum tenue, 2751 nucleotides long. The record is from the annotation of a GenBank genome assembly. NCBI's taxonomy places the organism in Eukaryota, Viridiplantae, Streptophyta, Magnoliopsida, Malpighiales, Linaceae.